Molecule: messenger RNA, 2135 nt
Organism: Calidris pugnax (ruff)
Lineage: Eukaryota; Metazoa; Chordata; Aves; Charadriiformes; Scolopacidae
Product: WNT1-inducible-signaling pathway protein 2-like
Exons: 5
Coding region: 76-822 (248 amino acids)
Biological process (GO): signal transduction; cell adhesion
Cellular component (GO): extracellular matrix; extracellular region
Molecular function (GO): integrin binding; heparin binding
Source: RefSeq, a predicted model, not a curated record
UAAAACCUGCGAACACGCCGCUGCCUCCAAACUGCCUGGGGGGUGAUGUGCUGAAGUGGCGGAGGGGAGAGCAGCAUGAGGCUCCAGCUGGAGAAGCAGCUCCUCUUCCUCUCCCUCCUCUGCAUCCUCUCCAAGGUGUGUGCCCAGCUGUGCCGGAGACCAUGCUACUGCCCCUGGGUGCCACCCCACUGCCCCCGUGGGUCCCCCCUGGUCCUGGAUGGCUGUGGCUGCUGUAAGAUCUGUGCCCGGCGCCUGGGAGAGCCCUGCGACUUCCUCCACGUCUGCGACCAGAGCCAGGGCCUCGUCUGCGACUACAGCGCGGCGCCCGCGGGGACAGGAGCCACCUGCAACUUUGAAGACAGCGAGGAGGGCUGCGAGUUGAACGGCCGGGUCUAUCGAGAUGGGGAGGUUUUCCAGCCCAGCUGCAAACUCCAGUGCCGCUGCCUGGAUGGGGGCUUCACCUGCAUCCCGCUCUGCCAAGAGGAUGUCCGGCUGCCCACCCCGGACUGCCCCUACCCGCGGCGUGUGGAGGUCCCGGGGAAGUGCUGCCCUGAGUGGAUCUGCGAAGCCCGGGACCAGCACCUCCUCCGGGAUGCUGCGGCAGCCCCUGGGGCAGUGUCCCCGCUGCUGCCAUACCCCUGCCAGGAGUGGGGCACGGAGUGGAGCGCCUGCUCGGCCACCUGCGGCGUGGGCUUCUCCACCCGUGUCUCCAACCAGAACCACUUCUGCAGGCUUGAGACUCAGAGGCGGCUCUGCGUGGCCAGACCCUGCCCGGCCCUGCCGGCAGCAUCCCCGGCGAGGGGAAGAGGAGGUCGUUUGUAGCUGUGCCCACCCCGGUCGCAUCCCAGAGCCAACGCCUCAUCCUGGCAAAGAGUCUGGCACAAGCCCACGGCACUGUGGUUUUGGUGGAGAUGGAGGACAUGUCCCUUGGGAAACUGGGGAAGAACUGAUGGACUUUGGCUGUGAAGGAGGGUGGAAAUAGAGAACAAGAGCCCCAUGUUACCCAGCACCUGCCUGCUCUGUGCCCCACACUGCCCCAGGCAGGGUUACUGGGAAGAAUCCCUGAGUUUCUGAAUGAAAUGAGAAAUGGGGAAACCCUGCCCCGAGUGUGAACCUGAGAAACUAGGAAGUGGUCCUUUGCUGGAUCGAUGGGGCUUUUGGCGAGGUGAUGCUGCUCCUCCAGCACGUCCCUCACGCACGCAGCUCUGCUCUGUGGGGGCUGUGAGAGACAGUCUCCAGCACCUGGAAGCCCAAAUUCCCAGGGGAACCCUCACACCCUGGUGCCUCCCGGGGAAGGAGGAGGUACAUGGGGCUGCACACCACCAACCACCACCACGCCAGACUGAGCGGCUCGACCGUGCACGAGCUCAGCCGUCCCACAAUUAUCCACCCUGCAGCCCAGCGGCCGCCUUCCUGGGCACGGGGCAGAGGCAUCCUCCUGAUGGCAGCUCUAAUUCACCUUCCCCGCAUCUCUCCAGAAUAAACACGAACCUUCCUGCUCCUCCCGGCCUCCUCCUCUCCAAAGCGCUGGCGGUUUGGCAGGGCUUUGGCGAGCGAGGAGCUCAGACGCAGGAGACACCCGCUCCGCAGCAGCAGACAUACCGCCUGCCAUCCAACCCUGCGCGCCGGGGCCGAAAGAAAAGCAGAAAAAAGAAAAAAAAAAAAAAAAAAGAGAGAGAAAACAAGUCGCAAAGAGGAGUCGGGGCCCUCUCCCCACGGGCUGGAGCUGCUCCAGCUGUGCAAGAGUCAGCGCAGGAGAGCGGCUCGGCAGCUCUGCCUUAACUUUUCUCACCGCGAUGAUCCUCCUGGGUGACUGAAAAAUGAAACCCAAAUGCCCUCUAACGGCCUGGCACCAGCGUGCAGAGGGAGCGCGUGUCCCACACUUGGAAGGAGCAGCAGUUUAGGUGACGAUCUCUCCGGGUGAGAUCUGGACAGUGUAGACGUGCGUUUGCGGAAUUGAAAAUAAAGAUGUGCUCAUCUCGGUGCGGAGCUUGCCUGAGCCUGUGAUUGCAGGAUGAUCCCGGCUCCGGUGAGCCCCCAGGAGCUCUGCUCACUCCAACCUGGCUGCUGCAGGAAAAGCCUGACCCAGGACCCUGGCGGCUUAGAGGCACCUCAAUUCUGGCUGCUUAGAAUAA